Stylophora pistillata is the source of this 2616-nucleotide messenger RNA. RefSeq lists its product as uncharacterized. The record is from RefSeq and is a predicted model, not a curated record. Gene Ontology annotation, cellular component: extracellular region. NCBI's taxonomy places the organism in Eukaryota, Metazoa, Cnidaria, Anthozoa, Scleractinia, Pocilloporidae.
GAGGAUUACGACUGACAGGAGGCCAAAAAAGCUCCACUCUCAACUUCGUAUUUCUACUCCUUUAAAACCUAGAAAAUGAAUCUAAAGAAUUUAUUUUGGUUAAAUUAUCAUGGCCUUGUCGUUUGGUUAGGUUUGUUUUCACUGAGAGUAAGUGCAGGCUCGUUGCGAAUUCCUGUAGAGGGACAGCUCAUAUACGACAGUUCAUCAAAGAUGGUAGAUCUCUGUCUGUCGGCGCACAUGUGUCCACCGUGUGUUUUUGACACUCUUUGUAACCAGGGCGGAAUUUAUCCCAUGCAAGGAACAAAUGCUCUACCUUACUCCAGCAACGCUUCGCCGUUAACCUCUGUUUCAACGACCCCAACAUCACCGUUAACCUCUGUGUCAUCGACCCCAACAUCUUCGAGUUCGGAGCUAGCCUCGACAGAGUCUCCUUCAACCACCGAAGCUACCACGCAGAUUAUUUCCACGACGGAGGAACCGGCUAGUAGUACAACAGCAUCAACCCCUUCCAGCAGCAGCAUCACUGAUCACACCCCUUCAUCGGUGUCUGAGACAACUUCAAUCACAGAGGCUACAGAAACAACCGAAAGUGGUAAUCUAAGUCCUACAACAUCGGUCACGGCCUCAGCAACAACGGUCGGUGGGGGAAUUGACGCAGAGACAGAUGUUCACCAAAAGGGAUUGGAUAAGCACAACUAUUAUCGCAAAAUACACAACUCACCUGCACUAAGUCUGAGCUCACAGUUGAACAGUGAUGCCCAAAAGACUGCUGAAAGAAUUGCAGCUCAGGGUAAACUUGUCCACACUGACGACUCGGAGUUGGGUGAAAAAGGAGAGAAUCUUGGAAAGUUGUGCGUAACGGACGAAACUCUAGAAGAGGUUAUAGUUAAAGUUGUUGAGAGAUGGUAUAAUGAGGUUUGUAAGUACGAUUUUAGCAAGCCAGAAGGGUCACAGUCAACUGGACAUUUUACACAGCUCGUUUGGGCCUCGACUAGAGAACUCGGUCUCGGAUGGGCUAAAAAAGAUGAAGGUGACUUCCCUUGUUACUAUGUAGCGGGAAGAUACAGCCCCGGUGGAAAUAUUGACAACAGAUUUGAAGAAAACGUCAUGAAAGGAAGUUUCGACUCCUCAUACUGUUCAUCAAAAAGGCGAACUCUUAAACGUUUGAGAGACCCGGUCUGGCCAAAAUGGUAUAAUGUUAUCGUAAGAAGUCUCCACCAUUACUAAUUUAGUCAUACUUUAAAAACUCGUUUUAUUCCAGUUUGAGAUGCUUCGGUAUCCCUUCUUACAAUUGUCAUGAUAAGGGAAAAAGGAGCGAGGUACAACUCUAUAAUUUUACACAAUCAUUCAUGUCGACAUUACAUAUCACAAGCCAGACCAAGUAUGGACCCUUGUGGGACGCCAGACUUUAUUUGCUCAGAAGCAGACUGUGCGCUGCCAUAGACAACAGAUUGACAUCGAUUUAUAAGAUAGUUCUCAAACCACUUCAGUUCUUGGUUUUGGAUGUCAAACCCAGGCAAUUUCUUUAUGAGAAGUUGGUGAUUCAUCGGUCGAAGGCUUUUCGAAAGUCGACAAACACCGCUGCCGUAACGCGACCAUCGUCUAUACCUUUCCUAAUACAAUCCGUGAAAUAUGUUACCGCGUCCUGGGUAGAGUGAUUUUUCCGAAACCCGCACUGGAAGGGAGAUAGCUGGUUGGACUUUUCUAAAUGAUGGAGUAGCUGAAUUUCCACGGCUCUUUUAAGGAUCUUCGAAGCCACCGGUAAAACGGAGAUGGGACGGCAGUUAUCCAUACACGUAUUAUCCCCAUCUUUAUAUAGGGUCACCACCCUUGCAUAUUUCCAUUCCUCCGGUACAACUGCAGAGGAAAUCGAGAGAUUUAUUAUGGCUGUUAGAGGAGCUGAAAUGCUUGAAGCCGCAUCCUUUAUUAGACGGGCUGGAAUUCCGUCAAGUCCUCUAAUAAUAAUAAUAACUUUAUUUCUAUAGCGGUAUAUACAAAAGCUCUUUAUCGCUUUACAAUCUAAUAAAUAUCUAACUAACAAUCUUACUAAGACAAAAUCAAUUAAAAGCAAGUAUGAAAAGAUAAGUUUUCAAUCUAGAUUUAAAGACGUCAACUGAUCGACUUAAUUUAAUGUCUAAGGGAAUAUCAUUCCAGUGCUUUGGGGCAGCGACUGAGAAGGCCCUGUCCCCAUAGCUCUUCAGGCGCACAUUCGGUACUUCUAAUAAAUGUUUGCUAGCUGACCUAAGAUUUCUUGUAGGGCUAUAUGGGACUAUAAGUUGACUUAGAUACAGAGGCGCCAGACCAUUGAGAGCUUUAAAAGUUAACAGUAAUACUUAAAAGGUAACUCGCUGCUCCACUGGUAACCAGUGUAGCUCCUUAGGGACGGGGCGAAUGUGUGCAGUCCUAGGGUGCCCAGCUACGAGGUGUGCAGCGCAGUUUUGAACGCGCUGGAGCUUCUGAAUGAUACACUUGGGUGACCCGAGGAGCAACGAGAUACAAUUGUCCAGACGACAAAUAACAUAAGCAUGAACGAGGGUCUUUGUGCUCUCAGAAGUCAAAUACAUUCUGAUCUUAGCGAUAUUACAAAGAUGGAAUAAAGCAGAUUUACAAACGGAA